AAGGCGCGCCCGCGGCCGGCCGCUCCCCUCCCGCUGCCCAGCUGCUGCCCGGCUCCUCGCGGCGCGUGCAAGGGAACACGGACCCCCCGAGCCGGCACCAUGCGUGAGAUCGUGCACAUCCAGGCGGGCCAGUGCGGCAACCAGAUCGGCGCCAAGUUCUGGGAGGUCAUCAGUGACGAGCACGGCAUCGACCCCACGGGCAGUUACCAUGGAGACAGCGAUCUGCAGCUGGAGCGGAUCAAUGUAUACUACAACGAGGCCACUGGGAACAAGUAUGUCCCCCGGGCCAUCCUGGUGGACCUGGAGCCUGGCACCAUGGACUCGGUCAGGUCGGGACCCUUCGGCCAGAUCUUCAGGCCCGACAACUUCGUGUUCGGCCAGAGUGGCGCCGGCAACAACUGGGCCAAGGGCCACUACACGGAGGGCGCGGAGCUGGUGGACUCGGUCCUGGACGUCGUGAGGAAGGAGUCGGAGAGCUGCGACUGCCUGCAGGGCUUCCAGCUCACGCACUCGCUGGGCGGGGGCACGGGCUCGGGCAUGGGCACGCUGCUCAUCAGCAAGAUCCGCGAGGAGUACCCCGACCGCAUCAUGAACACCUUCAGCGUCAUGCCCUCGCCCAAGGUGUCGGACACGGUGGUGGAGCCCUACAACGCCACCCUGUCAGUGCACCAGCUGGUGGAGAACACAGAUGAGACCUACUGCAUCGACAACGAGGCGCUGUACGACAUCUGCUUCCGCACCCUCAAGCUCACCACGCCCACCUACGGCGACCUCAACCACCUGGUGUCGGCCACCAUGAGCGGCGUCACCACCUGCCUGCGCUUCCCCGGGCAGCUCAACGCCGACCUGCGCAAGCUGGCCGUGAACAUGGUGCCCUUCCCGCGCCUGCACUUCUUCAUGCCCGGCUUCGCGCCCCUCACCAGCCGGGGCAGCCAGCAGUACCGCGCCCUGACGGUGCCCGAGCUCACCCAGCAGAUGUUCGACUCCAAGAACAUGAUGGCCGCGUGCGACCCGCGCCACGGCCGCUACCUGACCGUGGCCGCCAUCUUCCGCGGCCGCAUGUCCAUGAAGGAGGUGGACGAGCAGAUGCUGAACGUGCAGAACAAGAACAGCAGCUACUUCGUCGAGUGGAUCCCCAACAACGUGAAGACGGCCGUGUGCGACAUCCCGCCGCGGGGGCUCAAGAUGUCGGCCACCUUCAUCGGCAACUCCACGGCCAUCCAGGAGCUGUUCAAGCGCAUCUCGGAGCAGUUCACGGCCAUGUUCCGCCGCAAGGCCUUCCUGCACUGGUACACGGGCGAGGGCAUGGACGAGAUGGAGUUCACCGAGGCCGAGAGCAACAUGAACGACCUGGUGUCCGAGUACCAGCAGUACCAGGACGCCACGGCCGACGAGCAGGGCGAGUUCGAGGAGGAGGAGGGCGAGGAGGAGGCCUGAGCAGCCCCGCUGGCUGGCGGCAGGUUAGGGACAGCUGACAAGGAAGCUUGGGGGUGGGGGGGUCGCUGGAGAGCGCCUCGCUUCGGCGUGGAAGGGAAGAAGCAUGUCCUGGUGCGCCUGGUUCUCUGGUGCUCUUUUCUGUUCUCCUUUUGUAACACUGACAUCCAUGUAACCUUUGAGAUAUUCCUGACCUACUGUUGUAAUGACGAAAGUCACAUAAAUGUUUGUGUCCUGA
Molecule: messenger RNA, 1672 nt
Organism: Sorex fumeus (smoky shrew)
Lineage: Eukaryota; Metazoa; Chordata; Mammalia; Eulipotyphla; Soricidae
Product: tubulin beta-2B chain
Exons: 4
Coding region: 100-1437 (445 amino acids)
Biological process (GO): mitotic cell cycle; microtubule cytoskeleton organization
Cellular component (GO): cytoplasm; microtubule
Molecular function (GO): GTPase activity; structural constituent of cytoskeleton; GTP binding
Source: RefSeq, a predicted model, not a curated record